AUGGGGAUGAGACUUCAAUUGCUCCGGGACCGAAGCAUCCCCUCACGUGGGCCAGGCUUUCACACACCCAAAGCGGAUGCACGGCGGUGAAAAGCAUUGACAACCAGCCUCAUGAAACAGGCAGAGACGCAGAAAGAGGCUGAGCAAAGACAAUCCGCCAUGCGAGAAACCGCUUUGUGGCGCACAGGGCACAUGCAGCCAAAGACACACACGCACACGGGCACGCACACACAAACCCACAGAGAGUGGGAAAGAAACACACAGAGACUGAGAGACAGAGAGAGAAGAGAGAAUGGGAGACACACACACAGACACAUACACACACACACACACACACACACACACACAGAGUCAUACAGCAGAGGCAUUGAAACACACACCCCCAGGCAACCCCUGAGGCUGCGGGGUUCUGCUCUGGAGGAGAACGACCCUCGGGUGAGAGAGCAGCCCAGGGGCACGCAGGCCUACCCGUCCUCGAGAUCACGGACGGCGGCAACACUUUUGGGGAGACUCACCCCAACCAACACCGUCCGUGCAGGCCUGAGGCUGGGAUCCCGUGCUGCUUCCCCGUCUCCGCCCUGGAGACAGAUGCCCUGCAGAUCCCCGCCCCGGUCAAGAGCAGGCUUCCAUCAGUUCUGUUUCCCAGCCUCUCCUCUGCUCAGGCUUCCAUAA
Pan troglodytes (chimpanzee) is the source of this 672-nucleotide messenger RNA. RefSeq names its product protein FAM27D1-like. Lineage: Eukaryota; Metazoa; Chordata; Mammalia; Primates; Hominidae. The record is from RefSeq and is a predicted model, not a curated record. The transcript has a single exon.